This is a messenger RNA of Gadus macrocephalus (Pacific cod), 2194 nucleotides long. RefSeq names its product transcription factor JunD-like. Gene Ontology annotation, molecular function: RNA polymerase II cis-regulatory region sequence-specific DNA binding; DNA-binding transcription factor activity, RNA polymerase II-specific; transcription factor binding. The transcript has a single exon. Gene Ontology annotation, cellular component: transcription regulator complex. Gene Ontology annotation, biological process: regulation of cell cycle; regulation of cell population proliferation; regulation of transcription by RNA polymerase II. Lineage: Eukaryota; Metazoa; Chordata; Actinopteri; Gadiformes; Gadidae. The record is from RefSeq and is a predicted model, not a curated record. Bases 285 to 1202 code for a protein of 305 amino acids.
UUUUUGUGGAUAGGAGGCGAGCAGAGGAGGGCUGGGCGUGCGCAUAGCAGGCGUACCAUUGCGAAAGACUUGCGCUCAGUUCCUAGGAAAGACACCCUUUCGGACUGAAUGGACUCCAGCGGGGAAGUGAAAUAACUUAAUCAAAAGCGGGAUACUAAAUAACGAUCGGAUUACACUCGAAAUAAAGGGACAUAUCAUAGGAUUAUUUCCCCGUUUUCAUGGAUACCAAUGAGGUCUUUAUCCAUGCGUAAAGCGGAACAAUCCCUCGCGUGAGAGGGCAGAGAAUGGAAACGAAGAACCGAAGAAUCUCGAGCAUCUACACCCAAAGCAGCAUGAUGAAAAAGGAAAUCAACCUGAAUCUCAACGCUCAAGACGACGAGCUGUCCAACAAGCCCAACCCUUUGCGGGACACGGACGGCAUCCUCAACUCCCCGGACCUCGGACUCCUGAAGCUCGCCUCUCCGGACCUUGAGCGCCUGAUCAUCCAGUCCAACGGCAUGGUCACCACAACCAACCCGACGUCCCAGUUCCUCUACCCCAAGUCCGCCAGCGACGAGCAGGAAUUCGCGGAGGGUUUCGUGAAAGCCCUGGAGGACCUCCACAAGCAGAACCAGCUGAACGAGGCGUCGUGCGUCUCCGUGGACCGCCUGGAGCUCCUCGGCUCCAACGCAGCGUCUGUUGGACUCCAGCAGGCGUCCGAUCUGCCCGUGUACACCACGCUCAACGGCUACGCCUCCAGCCCCCUGCAGGGAACGACCAUCCACUACUCCACGGACACCGUGCCUUUCCCCCCACCGCCGUCCCACAUGCCCGUCGUCCAGCAGCAGCAGGCGGCCGCGGCGGCCGUUCUGUCGCGGCUCCAGUCCGCUGGCCUGGUGAAGGACGAGCCCCAGACGGUGCCGGACAUGCAUAGCUUCGGCGACAGCCCCCCCAUGUCCCCCAUCGACAUGGACAACCAGGAGCGCAUCAAGGCAGAGAGGAAGAAGCUGCGCAAUAGGAUAGCGGCGUCUAAGUGCCGCAAGAGGAAGCUGGAGAGGAUCUCCCGCCUGGAGGACAAGGUGAAGUCACUGAAAACACAGAACACAGAGCUUGCCUCCACGGCCGGGGUGCUGAGAGAGCAAGUGGCCCAGCUGAAGCAGAAGGUGAUGAACCAUGUCAGCAAUGGAUGCCAAUUGCUCCCAAAUCAGGUCCAGGCAUAUUAGAUCUCGUAAACCAAAUGUGCUCCACUCAACCAUCCUUUGCUUUGAGGUAUCGGAUCUGAGACUGAAACGCUCUGGGGGUUCAAGCGAGUUAAUGGGAGACAGACACGACAAUGACUUUUGAUUAAUUGCUGUUGGUGCAGAGGUUUAAAUGCGGUUCCAAGUAAUUCCAUAGAGUCCCAGGUGAACUGGAAAUUGCAGGUAGACCAGCUGCAGGUGUAGGCUGCCCCUUCUGGGUUGUAUGGCUGCCAAACAGACAGUGGUGCAGCCAUUUUGCUCAUUAUGCCGCUCGCAAUCAUCCAAUGGACUGGCAAAGGAUAGAUCUCUACAUGUAAUGUUUAACUGGACAAUCUGCUAUCUAAUACCAGGGUGCUUUCAUGAACAUCCACUUCGUUUUGUAAUGCCUUCAUUGUUUACAAGCACUUACCAAUUGAAAAAAAAUGUAUAUUUUAUUUACUGAAACGUGUAAUUUGCAUAAUACACUAUUGACGUCCCUCCUGUUGCAGACGUGAACAGUGCAUGUUUUAAAUGCCAUGUGUGUGCAGUAGGAAACGCCUUUUCUAUAUCGUGAUUGUUGUGUUGCUUUCUACCUUAAACUAUUCAUUAUUGUGUGUGUGUGUGUGUGUGUGUGUGUGUGUGUGUGUGUGUGUGUGUGUGUGUGUGUGUGUGUGUGUGUGUGUGUGUGUGUGUGUGUGUGUGUGUGUGUGUGUGAGUGUGUGUUUGUGGACAUCAGAAGCUGCGUAUAGCUACAUGUAAUGAGUUGUUUUUUUUUUUACCUCUCAAACACAUUAAAUUCACUACAUAAGCAGGUCGGUUGAGCGUUGUUCAUCGCAGUAUUAAUGCUUACUGAAACGACUACAUUAACAAAAUGUCAAAGUGAUGACGCUGCUCUGAUUGCUUGUUUGUAACAAUUGUAUAACAAUACUAUGGUAAACAUUGUGCCCUCUGGUGGUUUUGAAAAGUGUUUAUGUAUCAAUGAAUUCUUAAAAAACCAA